This is a messenger RNA of Melanotaenia boesemani (Boeseman's rainbowfish), 8961 nucleotides long. It is a transcript of the gene cilp2, whose product is annotated as cartilage intermediate layer protein 2. The transcript is spliced from 10 exons. The coding region runs from base 137 to 3886 and encodes 1249 amino acids. The record is from RefSeq and is a predicted model, not a curated record. Lineage: Eukaryota; Metazoa; Chordata; Actinopteri; Atheriniformes; Melanotaeniidae.
CCUGAGGAACUGAAGCAGCUGCGCCUGCAAGCUGAGGAACCAGCCAUUUGUUUAUUCUUAGAUUUGCAUAAAUGCUGUAGAGGAUCAGAGAGAGGGGGGACAAAAAAGACCAUCUGUCACUACAAGCAUUAGCAUAAUGCUGGAAUUAAUUAAACUGGCACUUCUCUCUGUCCUGGCCUCGGUGGCUCUGGGUCAAGGAUCUUUGAGGAGCAGGGUCCUGUCAGACAGAAGCAGAAGAGUGGCCUUUAAUGUGUUCACAGACUCCCAGACAACAGGUGUGACUGAGUGGACGUCUUGGUUCAACAUCGACCAUCCUGGUGGGAAUGGAGACUACGAGCGUCUGGAGGCAAUUCGUUUCUACUACAGGGAGAGAGUAUGUGCGCGGCCUACAGCCAUGGAAGCACGCACGACAGACUGGGUGGCAGCUGCAGACACCGGAGAAAUAGUCCACUCCAGUUUGGAGAAGGGCUUCUGGUGCAUUAACAAAGAACAACCACACGGCCGCAUCUGUUCCAACUACCACGUUCGCUUUCAGUGUCCCCCAGUGCAGAGCUAUUGGACUGACUGGAGCGAGUGGGGCCCCUGUUCAACCACGGUUUGUAAUGAUGUGGGAAUCCAGGUUCGGCAAAGGAAGUGUGUCAGCUCUCAGGCCAUGCCUCUCCUGUUUGUUCCAGCCUGUCAGGGCCACCAUUCAGAAAGGAGGGAGUGCUCCACCCCUCCAUGUACAGCCAAGUGGGGUCCAUGGGGUCGCUGGGGGAUGUGUUCAGUGACCUGUGGUGGAGGUCGCAGGACUAGGAGACGGACCUGCAUAAGGGCCUCAGUAGCAGUUCAGUGUAAAGGACGGCCUGUUGAAGUACAAAAAUGUGGAAAGGAUCUAUGUCCAGCAAAAUGCCAGCUUGUAUGCACUGAAGGCCGUCCCAGUGAGGACUGCAGCCGCUGUGUGUGCGAGGGCCAUGUUCUGCGUGGGGACGUCCGCAGCGUGACUGGAGUCCCUGUGGCUGGAGCCAGCGUGGCUCUGGCCAGCCAUCCCAAAGCCAUUCGUGCUCGUACAGAUGCCCAGGGGAAGUUCAGGUUCACCGGAGUCUGUGCCUCCAACUCAACAUUGAUCACCAUCAGUAAAGAAAAGUUUGCCCCAGUCACUGUUUCUACAUCCAGUAACAUUACAGGCUUGUCCUGGUUACAGACCGUCCUCAGAUCAGCCGAAAAGCCAUACAUUGUGAAGCACCCAGAGGACAAAGUGCGCUAUGAGGGAGGACGGGUGCUGUUGUGUUGCACUGCAACGGGAUCACCAGCACCUGACAAAUAUUACUGGUACCACAAUGGAACACUGCUGGACAGGAAGGUGUAUAAGUAUAAGGAGGAUCUCGUACUGCGAGAUCUGAAGCCUGAGCAGUCAGGAGAGUAUUUCUGCAAAACCAGCAGUCCUGCAGGCAGCAUCAAGUCCUCUCCAGCUCUCCUGACUGUGAUCGCUAAAGGAACACCAGCAUGUAAUUCUACACCUGAAACACACUUCAUCAGACUGCCGAUGGACUGUGUUCAACCAGGAACUGACUCCAAGUACUACAACGCUGCCCGCUGCCCUCACAACAAAUGUGCUGGUUCGCUUGACUUUGAUAUGCGUUGCAGAGAUGGAGAAGGAUUCUGCUGUGGGGUCCAGCAGAUGGAGAGUCAAGUUAUUGACUGCGGUAUCUACAGUCUUCCAAUCCGAGCUGUAACACAAUGCAGUUGCCAGAAGUGCGUGCAGCCGACUGUGUUUGUUCGUGGCAGAGUCGUCACAGCUGAUAAUGAUGAGCCUCUGCGUUUUGGGCACAUCUACAUUGGUAAAGAAAGAGUAGGCACGACUGGAUACCAAGGAGGCUUCACUUUGCAAAUUACUCCUGAAACUCAUAGGUUAGUGGUUAAUUUUGUUGACCCAACUCAGCGGUUUCUUGAUACUCCAAAAGUGUUUAUCUUUGACAAGAAAGGUGGAUCCAUCUAUCAUGAUGUGAAAGUGAUGAGAAAGCAGACACCUAUUGAUAUCAAUGCUGGAGAGACCAAUUUUAUUGACUUAGGAGAAAUUAAAGGAGAGGAUCCAAUAGGACAACUGGUCAUUCCUGCCAAUUCUUUUCAUAAAGACAAUGGAGAUGUUUAUGAGGGGACUGUUAAAGCCAGUGUCACAUUUAUUGACCCAAGAAACAUCACUACAGCAGCUGCAACUCCUGGUGACCUGAACUUUGUGGACAAUGAGGGUGAUAUGCUCCCUUUGAGGACCUAUGGCAUGUUUUCUGUGGACUUUAGAGAUGAUGCCAACAAGGAGGUACUUGGAGCUGGAGCAGUUCAAGUCCUCCUAGACACACAGCAUGUUAAAAUGGAAGAGCACAUACCCAAAAUGAAGCUCUGGUCUUUAAACCCAGACACUGGGGUUUGGGAGGAGGAGAGUGACUUCUCCUACAGCACAACAACUGGAGGUGGCCAUGGACGGAGCAAGCGUGAGGAGCGCACAUUUCUCAUUGGUAACAUGGAGAUUAGAGAACGCAGACUCUUCAAUUUAGAUGUGCCUGAAAACAGGCGCUGCUAUGUCAAAGUCCGUGCAUACAUGAGUGACAAAUUUCUACCUGCUGAACAACUGGAGGGUGUUGUAAUCAGUUUGAUAAACUUGGAGCCCAAACCUGGCUAUUCAUCUAAUCCUAGGGCAUGGGGACGCUUUGACAGUGUCAUAACUGGACCCAAUGGAGCCUGUUUACCUGCUUUCUGUGAUGCCUUGAGGCCCGAUGCUUACACAGCUUAUGUUACAGCAAUGCUAGGUGGAGAAGAGCUGGAGGCAGCUCCUUCCGCCCCAAAGAUGAAUCCAAACAUCAUUGGAGUCUCUCAGCCCUACUUAGAUAAAAUAGAUUACCAGCGGUCAGAUCACGAGGAUCCAGCUCUUAAGAAAACAGCCUUCAGAAUCAAUUUAGCAAAGCCUAACCAAAACAAUCUUGAUGAAACUAAUGGACCCAUAUAUCCAUAUCAGAAUUUAAUAGGUUGUGAAAAUGCACCUGUGGAUGCAAAUCAUUUUAGAUUUUUUAGAGUGGAAAAGGACAAAUAUGAAUACAAUGUUGUUCCCUUUGAGGAGAAUGACUUGACAACCUGGACAGGAGACUACCUCUCUUGGUGGCCAAACCCCCAGGAGUUCAGAGCAUGCUUCAUCAAAGUCAAGAUUCAUGGACAAAAGGAGGUGAUGGUCAGGUCGAGGAAUCUAGGAGGAACACAUCCACAGACAAAAGGCCAACUUUAUGGCAUUAGAGACAUUCGGAGUACUCGUGACAUGCGAGAGGCCAACACCUCGGCUGCCUGUCUUGAAUUCAAAUGUAGUGGCAUGCUCUUUGACCAAGCAGAGGUGGACAGAUCCCUAAUAUCAGUUUUUCCACAGGGCAACUGUCGCAGGAUUGGUAUCAACAGCCUCCUACAAGAGUAUCUCAUUAAACACCCACCGGUUGCUCAAAAUAAUGAGACACACGCAUUUUCCAUGUUAGCUCCUGUUGAUCCUUUGGGACACAACUACGGCAUUUACACAGUCACAGACCAGAACCCCAGGGUGGCCAAAGAGAUUGCGAUUGGGCGCUGCUUUGAUGGCACCUCAGACGGUUUCUCCAGAGAGAUGAAAUCAGACUCUGGGGUGGCACUGACCUACAGUUGUCCUGUGAGGAAAAUUAACAGGGAAAGUCUUUUCCAGCGUCUGCAGACUAACCCGGGUCAAACAUUGUCUCAGAUAGCGAGGGAGAUGAGGGAGUUGCAGGGUCAGCAGGUGCAGAGAUCAUCCACCCAGGUGGUGGCUUAUCCUUCAGAGCAGCAGGGCAGGACCCAGAGUCGUAGAGUUAGCUCUACACCCAGGAGAAGAGCAUCUGUGAGAGCACAGCAGCGCCAAUAGAUGCACCAAGAUGUAAUGAACGGAGACUGACACAAUGGCAUCAAGUCCAGAGAGUAAAAGCUGUCUGAUGAGAAGUGGAUAUUCCCUUUUGACUAUGAAAAUCACAAAACUAAGACAGACAGCAAGAUAUUCAUUACUCUGAUAAUAACUUGAAUUGAAUGAAUUUCUUUCCUCUCUUUAAAAGGCAAGUAUCAAUUGUCUAUUUACUCAGAGACUGACAUUUAUUUAAUUGGUCUUGUUCUUAUCUUAUGAAUGACUAUACAAUGUUGGCCAUUAACAAUGGAGCUUCACAGAUCUUAUAUGUGGUCUUCCACCUUUGUUGACAUGUAUCUCUUUUGGAGUCAACUCCAAACCUUCAAAUACAGUCAACACCACGGUAGGCCCUGGACGCUUAAUAAAUAAUCAAUACUUUCCAAUGAAAUCAUACUUUUAAAGAUGUGAAAGAAAGCAACAUGAAGUCCAUCAUCUUCUGCAAUGGAUACUGAGCCCUUUUUCUACAUACUGAGACACUCUCCACCUAGGAAAGGCACAUUCAAAACAGACAGUAAGGCAUGCUAGCCAAGGAAUCGAGGAUAUUUUCAUUAAGUUAAUAUUAUUGAUUAGCUUGCCAAAUUGCCAACUGUGAUUCAUUUAAGUACAUCCUUCCAUACCAACUUAACAUGUGCAAAACCAAAAUUGUCACCAAGACAAGAAUGGAUCACACUUGUAGCUGGCAGUCUAAAAUUAAAAUAAUUGAUAGAGAGGUAAGAAAAAAAUGUCCUUUUCCUCUGAACAUUCCAUAAAUAAAUAAACAAAUAAAAAUAAAAAAGUUAUCCAAACAAUGUACUCCUCCCCAGUGUUACAUAUUCACAGCAAAAGGCUCAUUCAGGGUUUAAGAAUGAACUUUGUUUUUGUUGUUUGGUAAUGUGUUUGUGAGCUCUUUGUAUUUUGAAGUGCAAUAAUUAUAAUUAAACUUGAGAAUAAUUCAAAUUCAGCAUGCCCCUAACUCUUACAGUACAUGUAAAAUGCUACUGGUGAAUGAAACAACUGUCAUUAUACAGUGAUGCUUGAAAGUAUGUGAACCCAUAUGAGCUUUCUAUGUUUUUGCAUAAGUUUGACCUUCAUCACACAAGUUCUUUCAGAUAAGUCCAAUAAGUAAUGUUAAACUGUAUUUAUUUAUGGUGGAAAUGAUCAAUGAUGCACAAAUGUGAGUGGAAAAAGAAGCGUCACCACUUUGUGCUGGAAAAACUGUAAAGAAACAUCAGUUUGGAAUAUCUGUAGAAAUAUAAUGUUUUGUUUUUCUUUUUGAAGGGUUAAUGAACUUUCAAACACCGAACUGGGCAGCAGGUAUUGUGCUUAUGGAGUUCAUGAGAGAUCUUGCACAGGACUCAUUUUAUGUGAUUUUCAGCCAAUAAUUGUGCUUUGUAAUCAUUCUUUGACUCUUCAACCUUUAAUGCUUAACUCAGCAGAUUUUACAAGUUUGUCCACAUUAUUUCUUUUAGUUUCUGAACAUAAUCUUGCUAAUAGCUUGGUUAGUCUAUUUUUCUAUAAAUCUGGUCUAUGUAACACUGUAAGUGACAAUGUCCACACAUAAAUUAUAAAUGUUUGCAAGUACUCAGAUUGGCAGAUUGUUUGAUUGCUUUGCUAUUUUAAAUGGAGUCAGUAAUAGGCACAAAGUUCACUUGGCAUUAAAAGCUUGGAACAUAUUUGCCUGCAACAUGGGCUUUGGCAGCCCCAUAGAAGAGGCUGUUCUAGCUCAACUAAUUCAUAUUCAAAUCCAAAAGAGGCACUGUGGUCCAUGGAGACACCAGGAGAGCUUGCAAGUAAAUAUAAGCUUAAAACUAAAUAGAUCCAGACUUCCACACACAGCUAAGCAUGUUAAUUUUCAGUAAACUAAUCCUAGUAAUCAACAACAAGUACAAUCUGUAACACCUUAACCAUUUUUGCUGACUUCUCCAAACACAGGCCUGUAUAGAGUGAGGUUGUUGAGUCAUCUAGGUUAAAAGAAAAAAAACCAAAAAAUCCCAGCUGCAUAUGCAGCAUCCAUCCAGUAAGAAAGAUGGUGAUUGAAUCCAGGUGUCGGAAGAGAUAAGGCCUCUAAAAAUGCAAUGAUGUCUGAGGUCAGAUGAGGGGACUCAACAGAUGUAGCACAAAUAAAGGAAAUGUUAAACCACAGACUUCAGAGAAAAGCGAAUUGAGAUUGUCUGCUGAUGGAUUUAAUCAUUCCAGACUACAGUUUGGCAGAAGGAAAAAAAUAAUGGGGAAUGUUAGUGGUAUUAGGCCUCACAGUCUGAGAUUUAUAGAAUCUCCAGCUUCAAAAGUGUUUGCAGAUGAAGGAAUGCAGCAUUUCUUCUGAGAAUACUUUAACUGGAGAACUGGAUUAUUCAUGAGGAGAGUUUAUCAGGAGUCCCUGAAUGACAAGGAAACAAUAACAGCUUAAGUAAACUAUUAUGUAAGGCUUUGCUUGAGAAACUUAUCUGUGCUCUAUAAAUAGUUAUUUUGUCUUUGGAGAACCUCAAAGGAGAUUAAAAAAAAAACCUCUGCAAUGUUGAUUUAAUGACUUGAGAAAGUUUCAGAAGCCUUUUACAUCAAAUGAAGAGAAUUUAAGUCUGAAUCCAACAUUGCAUUAUUAAUCGCUAAAGGGAAGGGAAUGUGCAUCUCAUUAGUAGCAAUGCUUUAUUUUUAAAAAGUGUAAAUAUAAGCAUGGCUUCAUGAAGCUUAAUGAAUUUUUCUUUUAUGCUCUUUAUUAAUCAUUUAAUGUUUGGGAAACAAAGCAAUAAUUGUUUUGUGUCAUAAGUAAGUUGUGAAGAUCAAGAACAGAUUUAUUCUGUCAGUUAAGAUGAAUUAUAAGUACUGCAAACACUUUGUACAUAAGUUACCUUCAAAGAUAUGUUUUGCAAAUGUUGCCACUUUUGCAAAGAACCAAGUUUGGGAAAGUAUUUUAAAAAGUCCAAAAUUAAUUGGCUAUGUGCUGCAGUUUUAGUAGGUUUAGUAGUGUGUAGUUUCAGCUUUUAACUCUGCAGCUGGGUACUACGAAGCAGUAUUUGAGGCAAGUUAACUUCAGGGUCAACCCUGGAUUUUCACUUCAGUUCACUUCUUAGUGAACAAGCUUUGUUCACUAAUGUGCUGGUUCCUUUGACUUAGUGGGUUGUAUCACAGUGGGAAAACUUCUCUGGGACACAUAAAGUGCAACAUCUAAUCAAUUAAUUCAGAAAAAAAAUUAAAAAGGACAUCAAUUCAUGGACAGUGAGAUAACUUUCACUUAAAGCAAUUUCAUAAGACAGAUAGCAGCAGAGAAUACUGAGUAUAAAUAGCUCAGCAUCUAAUAGAUUAAGACUAAAACUUCCUCACGCGCUGAAAUAAUACACCUUCAGCUAAUCCAUUUGAUAAAAUACAUAGAUUAUUCUGCUUUAAUGAUGAUGCUGUGAUAUUGAUCUGAUUCAUUUACAAAUUCAUAUGUUGUUUUAUUUUUUAUUCUUUCCUUCCUGCUUCACAGGUGUAUUGCUUUUAAUGGCCAUAUAUGAUUGUGAUUGGGAGUGUGUGAGUUGAUAACCAGCGACAUAGUACCAUUUAGCGAGAUCAAUUCAAUUCAAUUCAGUUCAGUUCAGUUCAGUUCAAUUCAAUUCAAUUCAAUUCAAUUCAAUUCAAUUCAGUCAGUAUUCAUUAAAAAAAUAAUAGCCUCUCUAAGAAAACCAAGAUAUGCAUUAAAACUUGACUUUUAUUCUACACCCCCAUCAUGAGCAAGCUAGGGCCAGCAGGUGACUGCUGCAAUCUCCAUUGUUAGGUUUAAAUCAGAACACCCAAAGGUACCCUGGAUUUGCUGAACCUGCUUCAUAGCACAGGUCUCUGAUCAGAAUAAUAAAAUGACCACAAACCCUUUGCAUCUUUUCUGUGGCGGCACAUAACAUCUUCAUAUUACAUGCUAGCAUUGCUGUGGUGGACACACAAAUUCCCUGUUUCAAGUCAGUUACGCAGACUGACAAAAGUUCUCACUUAAAGGUAAAAUGAUGAAUCACCACAGCCGUCUCAAUAAGGAGAUCAGGGUUUGUCUCCCUUGAGAUUUGCUUGUAAAAAUAAUUGUUUCAUCAUUCAAGGUUUUCAGGAGUAAAAUUGUUAUCAGUCACAAAUUGGUUAUAAGUUUAGCUAACAAAACAAUGUUGUUAAAUUGGUUGAGAAUGAUCAACCUCAUCAGGAAAAUGACAAUAAAAAUAGGAGCCCAUUAUUAUGAUGGGAUGAAUGAGGUCCAUGUAAAAACAAUGUUCUUUCAAAAGCCUGUGGAGGGACCCAUCACCAUGGUGACUAAAACUGUAGAGAGAAGCUAGGUACCUAAUGCUAUGUGCUGCCAUCACAUAAUGCAGUAUUAAAACUGACCUAGCUGUUUUUUGAUUAAAUAUUAAGUACACAUAUUUACCAAAAUAUUGGGAGCAUUUUUUUACUACACUUUGUUAUUAUUACAGUUGUUGCUGUACUGAAGUAUUUAGUGCUUAGAAACGAGUGGAUGCUCAGAUUUACUGGAUUAAUUUAUAAUCUUUGGGGACAACAUUGUCCUUACAAAAUCUCCUCAUAGUCCUGAAGAAUCUUUUAUUUCUUGGAAAGCCAUUUGAAAUACAGAUGCAUUGCACCACACUCGAGGCAGAGCGGCCUCUCUAACAUUUGAUUUAUAUCACAGGAAACAUCUAAAUAUGCAGGACUGAGAUGAACUAAAAUGCUUUAAAUGUUUAAAAGGUAUUAGUGAAGUUGAUCUCUUUUAUAAACUAUAAAUCAUUUUCCAUUUGUGUCACAGUCAUGGUCUCAUUUGAUUUGAAAGCAGAAAAGCAAAAGUCUGAAUCUAUUAGAGAUGUACAGCAUUCAUAAGAAAUUUACAGAUUGUCUGAUCUCGCCUUUGUACAAUCCAGGUGGUCUGUAAUGAACGAACUCUUGACAAUAUUCUAACACAUAAUCAUUGCAUGGUAAUGAUGAGCGCUCAUUCUGAAUUAUGAUUUUAUGUGUAAAUUGCGUACUGUACUGAAUCUGCUAUAAUUAUAUGAACAAAAAAUUGUAAAUAAAAGAUUUUGUGUAAACUUUUUCAUUGAUAUAUCUCUAAAUUAGAAAUUCAG